This is a messenger RNA of Hippoglossus stenolepis (Pacific halibut), 4631 nucleotides long. RefSeq names its product serine/threonine-protein kinase D3. Gene Ontology annotation, molecular function: protein serine/threonine kinase activity; ATP binding. The transcript has 19 exons. The record is from RefSeq and is a predicted model, not a curated record. Lineage: Eukaryota; Metazoa; Chordata; Actinopteri; Pleuronectiformes; Pleuronectidae. Gene Ontology annotation, biological process: protein phosphorylation. Bases 658 to 3336 code for a protein of 892 amino acids.
UCUCAGUGUCUCUGCGGCUCUGUGGCUGUGUUCUGGUUUUAAUCGGAUCCUCAUGAAGCUGCAGCUCCGGGAAACUUUCUCACUCUCACCGGGGAAUAAAGUCACUGAGACGGACCCGCUGCCCGGCUCCCCCCGCUCCUCCAGACCCGGAGCACCGACCGCCGGAGGGCCGCGAACCCGGGCCCGGGCUCGGGAGGUUGGGCUCGUGCGCUCCGAGGCUCCGCUGGAUGGAAGCUUGACGCACGGUUUCCUCUGGUUGGAGCCGCGAUGGAAGCGGAGGAACCGGCCUGUUCUCCGGGGAUGUGACCGAGGAUCGAGCCUCUCUGUCGACGCUGAAAAGAGAAACUAAAGAUCUGCUGCGAUUUCUCACCGCGACUGCACAUGUGAGUUUCAUCCAGCAGGAGGCGUGAGGAUCGCAAACUUUUGUUUCCCUGAAUUUGUUCAUUUUUUUGGUUCAUUUCUUUUUCCAAGAUGUCCGACAGUGAGAGGAAACUUUUCUUGCAGGAUUUUAUUGGUGAGAAAUAUGAAUCGAGGCCGAGGAGGUCGCAGGAGACGGUCGGCUGACGAGUAGACCGGAGGAAUCCAACAUUACAAACGUUUCUUUUUCUGGAUGUUGUUUACUUUCUCCUGCCUGGACAACGUCAUAGAUAGCUGCCAAUGUCGUCCGACAACAGCCCGCCGCCACCGCCGCCGGCCUCACCCCGCGCUUUCGCCACCCUCCCUCAGCACACGGCCCCGCCCACUCCUUCGCCGUCACCCAGCCCGCCCGCCACCCUCUGCGGCCGCCUGUCCAAUGGCAGCCUGACGGUCCCCAGCCGCACCAACUCACGGGGCUCCAUCCAAGGCGUCUCCUUCCUGCUGCAGAUCGGACUCACCCGGGAGACGGUGACCCUCGACCCUGGAGACCACUCCCUCCCCGCCGUCAGAGAGCUCGUCUGCUCCAUCGUGGAUCAGAAGUUCCCAGAAUGUGGAUUCUUCGGGAUGUACGACAAGAUCCUGCUCUUCCGUCACGACCUGAGCUCGGACAACAUCCUGCAGCGGCUGACGUCUGCAGAGGACAUCCACGAGGGCGACCUGGUGGAGGUGGUGCUCUCCGCUCUCGCCACGGCCGAGGAUUUCCAGAUCCGUCCUCACGCGCUGUACGUUCACUCCUACAAGGCGCCGGCGUUCUGCGACGACUGCGGGGAGAUGCUGUGGGGGCUCGUCCGACAGGGCCUCAAGUGUGAAGGAUGUGGACUGAACUACCACAAACGAUGUGCGUUCAAGAUCCCCAACAACUGCAGCGGCGUGAAGAAGAGGCGCCUGUCCAACGUGUCUCUGCCGGGCUCCGUCAUGUCCAUCGCCCGUCCGCCUUCCACGGAGUUCAUACCGGCGCCGCAGGAGGAGCAACGCCCCCUCCUGGGCGCCGCGAAGCGUAACUCCCUGCUCAGCGGUCGUCCCAUCUGGAUGGAGAAGAUGGUCCUGGGCCGGGUCAAAGUCCCUCACACCUUCUCCGUGCACACGUACACUCGUCCCACCAUCUGCCAGUUCUGCAAACGGCUGCUGAAGGGACUCUUCCGCCAGGGGAUGCAGUGCAAGGAUUGUAAAUUUAACUGCCACAAGAGAUGUGCAGCCAAAGUUCCUCGAGACUGUCUGGGCGAGGUCGACUUUAACGGAGAACCGGCCAGUCCCAGUCUGGACUCCGAGGCGACGAUGGAGGUGGACAACUGCGACGUGAACAGCGACGGAGGUCAGAGCAUGGACGACCAGGACGAGUCCACCCCUGAGGACAAGCUCUUCUUCGAGGGGCCGUGCACGGACGGCGAGAAAGACGACGAGACGCUCAGAGCCAUCAGCCCGUGCACCAGCAGUAACAUCCCCCUGAUGCGAGUGGUUCAGUCCAUCAAACACACGAAGCGGACCGGCUCCACGGUGGUGAAAGAGGGGUGGAUGGUUCACUUCACCAGCCGCGACAACCUGAGGAAGAGACAUUACUGGAGGCUGGACACCAAGAGUCUGACGCUGUUUCAGAAUGAAAGCGGAGCCAAGUUUUACAAGGAGAUCCCGCUGUCCGAGAUCCUGCAGGUGGAGCCGGCGAAGGACUUCAGCGGCCUGCCCCCGGGCAGCAACCCGCACUGCUUCGAGGUGACCACGGCCAACAUGGUGUACUACGUCGGGGAGAACAACGGCGGCCUGUACCACAACCCCGUCCUGGCGGCGUCCGGUGUGGGACGGGACGUGGGCCAGAGCUGGGAGAAGGCGAUCCGUCACGCGCUGAUGCCCGUCACGCCCAAGGCCAGCGUCGGCACCGGCCCCGGCAAAGGGAAGGACCACAAGGAAAUUUCCAUCAGCAUAUCAGUGUCCAACUCCCAGAUACAAGAAAAUGUGGAUAUCAGUUCAGUUUAUCAGAUCUUCGCAGACGACGUCCUCGGCUCCGGACAGUUUGGGAUCGUUUACGGAGGAAAACACAGGAAGAGCGGCAGAGAUGUCGCGAUCAAAAUCAUCGACAAAAUGAGGUUUCCCACCAAACAGGAGAGUCAGCUGAGGAACGAGGUGGCCAUUCUCCAGAACCUCCAACAUCGCGGUAUCGUCAACCUGGAGUGCAUGUUCGAGACGCCUGAACGGGUGUUCGUCGUCAUGGAGAAGCUCCACGGCGACAUGCUGGAGAUGAUCUUAUCCAGCGAGAAGAGUCGCCUCCCUGAACGUCUCACCAAGUUCCUGGUCACACAGAUCCUCGUGGCCCUCAGACAUCUUCACUUCAAGAACAUCGUCCACUGUGACCUGAAGCCCGAGAACGUCCUCCUGGCCUCAGCAGAACCGUUUCCUCAGGUGAAACUCUGUGACUUCGGCUUCGCUCGCAUCAUCGGGGAGAAGUCUUUCCGUCGCUCCGUGGUCGGCACUCCGGCUUAUUUGGCGCCGGAGGUUCUUCGCAGCAAAGGCUACAAUCGAUCCCUGGACAUGUGGUCGGUCGGCGUUAUCGUCUACGUCAGCCUGAGCGGAACGUUUCCCUUCAACGAAGACGAGGAGAUCGACCACCAGAUCCAGAACGCUGCCUUCAUGUACCCGCCCAACCCCUGGAGGGACAUCUCCGAGCCGGCCACAGACCUGAUCAACAACCUGCUGCAGGUGAAGAUGAGGAAGCGCUACAGCGUGGACAAGUCGCUGAGUCACCCCUGGCUGCAGGACUACCGGACCUGGCUCGACCUCAGGGAGUUCGAGACGAAGCGAGGCGAGCGCUACAUCACCCACGACAGCGACGACGCCCGCUGGGAGGAGCACGCCGACGAGAGCGGGCUGCACUACCCCAAACACUUCAUCAUGUCACCGAACCUGGCCGACAUGGAGGAGGACCCCUAGUGGCGGCAAGAGGGUGGACACUCCCCCAGUGGACAGCUGUCGGCAUGGCAGCACGGGACAGUGUGGCGAUGAGGACGCGCUGGGCAGGUACACGAUGGUGAGAAUCAGCUCCGGAGGAAUUUUCCAAUGAAUUUUCAUCUUUUUCCAAUUUUUUUUUUACAAACUAUAAGAAACAUCCUGAGAACUGAAAUCUGAAGAUUUUAAAUAACGGUCUUUUCUGCCUGUUGAGCCACAAAACGGCUCAAUUAACGACCCAGAGACUUUAUGAUCGGACACAAUGUUUUUACUACUCAUGAAGCUGUUUCACACGUUUACUUCAACAAACUCAGAAGAAACUAAAAUGUCCAAGAAAUUGUGACUUUAAUGUUUUGUUUAUUUUUUUUGUUCUUUGCACUUUUGGGGGAAAUGAGAAAAAAAAACAAGAAAUUAACUUUUGGUUUGUUCCAAUAUUAUAAACAUUUUCUCGAGUUUCCGAAGAUUUUUGAUUUGUUUAAUAAGUGAUGAGUCGUUACUAUUUUGCAGAAAAACAAAUCAAUAGUGAUUUUCCAAAUGAUUUUUUCUGAAACCUCUGACGAAGACGAGCUGAGAAUCGAGCUGCUAUCGUCUUUAUGUCUGAGAAGGAAACAACUCUCGAGCGUCACUGAUCCGGAUCUGACUCCAGCCUGAGAAUUUAUUUCACGUUUUAUAUUUUUGAAAGAAACUUUGUGUCAUGUGGAGGAUUUUUGAUGAGAAAAUAUUAAAGUCAAAACUUUUAAAACUGACCCUGAGAAACAGAUUUUAAAUCAUCGUCUUCAGUUUCUUCAGCUCAAUAAAAUCCUGUAAUUUCUUCCAAAUGUUUGAGUCGGACUCAUCAAAUUAAAAAAAGCAGGAUGUUUGGAAACGAUCUCUUAAUUAAGCAGAUCCUGAACUCGAGCGGCUCGCUCUGCCGCCGCUCUGCAGGACGGCUGCUUGUUUUGGCAGCGGCGCCCCCCCACCACGUGUAACUGAAGCUUUUAAUUGCUACCGGAGGAGCUCGCUGUGAAUGGCUGCCGUACAACUGGCAGCUCAGCUAACCGCUUCAAGAUGUGGACAGAGGCCGGCGGCGCCGCGAGGCGACGUGCGGGCGGUGGAAAGAGAUCCUCCCGCAGCGGGACGACCUUUGACCUGAUGCAGAGUCACAGUUUACUGCUGCGGCUCGAUAUCGGGCGUCAGUUUGAGUUUGAACACGACUUCAAAGUUGUAGAAUUUGAACGAUUGUUCGGAAUUUGAAAAUAAAAAGUGGCUCCUUCGCAUGAUUAAAGAAUAAGGAAAUAUAA